Molecule: messenger RNA, 1788 nt
Organism: Caenorhabditis angaria
Lineage: Eukaryota; Metazoa; Nematoda; Chromadorea; Rhabditida; Rhabditidae
Source: the annotation of a GenBank genome assembly
AUGUCUGUAUUAUUCCGAAGAUUAUCCGAUGAUUUUGUCGAAGAUCGUUGCCUUGAUGUCAUAAUUCAUUCAAUGAAAUCCGAAGACACAUCUCUACAAUCAUCUGCAAUUCGAGGAAUUCCAAACGUCGCUGAAUAUCUACCCGUCAAAUUUAUUGUCAAAAAACUGCUGCCUGCUAUUAUGUGCCUGCCCCCAUUUUUACAUGAUAAUGUUCCGCGGCAGCUGGAUUUGUUGGCAAGUUUGGCGAGUUUAUCCGAUCGAUGUGAUGCGGUUAAUUUGAUACAAUUAUUGCAAUGUGUUUCGUUGUGUUCGGCUCAACAUCCAGUUAUUAUUCAUGCUAAAAGUCGUGAGUUUUUUAGUUUUUUUUUUUGAAAAUUCAAAAAAUCUCAAUAUUUUCCAGGAAUCGUUCAACGAAUCGUGACUCGGGAUCCUGUAAGAAUGCGAGAUGCUCAACAAGUUUGUGUACAUCUUCUGAAUCCUCUGGUGAUUGGAUUAGCAUGCAAAGAUUUAAGGUAACCUGGGGAAUUAUUUUCAGUGGAAUUAGAAUCUAAAAAUGAGUAAAAUUCUAAAUUUUCAAAAAAAAAAAUUCAAUUUAAUUUUUCCCGUGACACACAUUUUUCCUAACCCAAAAAAUUAAUUCCUCGUUUUUUUGCAGUAGUGCUCAUUUCGAUGAUGUUUUGAGCAGUGUUCGAAUACUUUUGGAUAUUGUUGAACAACGGAGAUAUGAACACGAUGAUCGACAAAUGCAACAGCAACAGCAUCUUGGUCUAGGGUGAGUUUUACCAACUUUUUGUACCUUGCUACGUGGAUUUUUAAUUUUUGCAAAUAAUUUGGAGCGUUUCAAAAACUUAAAAAUAUUGAAGAAUAGGUUCUAAACUUUUUCUUAAUUUGAUCUACACUAACUCCCCUAAAAUGUGGAGGUACCGUAACCCAAAAACAUUUUUUGCAGAAGACUCGGAAAUCGACGUGUCUCAAUGUCGUCCACAAAUUUGCCACGUGUUAUGAUAAGCGCCGCGCGUCCUUCAUUUUCAUCAGAUUCGAGAAAAAUGUCAUUUUUAUCGGCCGAUGGAAGAUUGGAAGAUCGAGGUGGAAAUCGACGAGAAUCAAGAGAUUCAAGAGGUUCACUCGAAUCUGAUAUGUCAAUUCGAAUCGGAAAUGGAAGUGAUGUUUCGGAUGACUCAUGUUAUUCAAAUCAUUCAGCGAGAGGAAGAAGACAAUCUUGGUUGGAUGGAUAUGGACAUUCUGUUAGUUUGGAACAGAAUACAAAUGGAUGUUUGGAUACUAGAAAUGCUGGAAUUGGGAUUAAAGAAGGUGUUGUUGUUGGCGGAGGAACUAUUCAAGGGUAUGUGCAUUUUGUUUAGAAUUUUUGAGAUCUUCGAGCAAUACUGUAGCUAUGGGAUACUGUGUGAUCCUUGAUACUACAGUAACUUAUAUAGAUUCUAAACCUUUCAGUGCCAAAAAGUUAUCUACAGUAGUUUUUACUGCUAAUUUAUAAGAUCAAUAUUUUUUCAAGUUAACAAAAACUCUUAUAAAAAAGUUCUGGAGAGAUUAAUCCAAGCUAAAAGUUCUGAAACCCUUUAAAUUAUUUUCACAAACCAAAUUCACUAGAUCCUAAGAUCCUAUAUUUUUUGCAGUUUCAAACAACGAACCGCCCGAACAUCCGAACGCCGUGCUCGAACUCGCUCACCAAAUCUAGAUUGUGAACCCCCGGCUCGUCCAAACUCAUUCACAAAUCUCGGUCACAAUCUUGUUCUAACCUAUCGAAAUCUUCUCAACAAAGAACAUUAG